This is a messenger RNA of Phyllostomus discolor (pale spear-nosed bat), 4821 nucleotides long. It is a transcript of the gene TP63, whose product is annotated as tumor protein p63. Gene Ontology annotation, molecular function: DNA-binding transcription factor activity, RNA polymerase II-specific; RNA polymerase II cis-regulatory region sequence-specific DNA binding; protein binding. Bases 50 to 1975 code for a protein of 641 amino acids. NCBI's taxonomy places the organism in Eukaryota, Metazoa, Chordata, Mammalia, Chiroptera, Phyllostomidae. Gene Ontology annotation, biological process: regulation of transcription by RNA polymerase II; apoptotic process; protein tetramerization. Gene Ontology annotation, cellular component: nucleus. The record is from RefSeq and is a predicted model, not a curated record. The transcript has 13 exons.
AGAAACCCCAGCUCAUUUUUCUUGGAAAGAAAGUUAUUAUCGAUCCACUAUGUCCCAGAGCACACAGACAAGUGAAUUCCUCAGUCCUGAGGUUUUCCAGCAUAUCUGGGACUUUCUGGAACAGCCCAUAUGCUCAGUUCAGCCCAUUGACUUGAACUUUGUAGAUGAACCAUCAGAAAAUGGAGCGACAAACAAAAUUGAGAUUAGCAUGGACUGUAUCCGCAUGCAGGACUCGGACCUGAGUGAUCCCAUGUGGCCACAGUACACAAACCUGGGGCUCCUGAACAGCAUGGACCAGCAGAUUCAGAACGGCUCCUCGUCCACCAGCCCCUACAACACAGACCACGCGCAGAACAGCGUCACGGCGCCCUCGCCCUAUGCGCAGCCCAGCUCCACCUUUGAUGCCCUCUCACCAUCGCCUGCCAUCCCCUCCAACACCGACUACCCGGGUCCGCACAGCUUCGACGUGUCCUUCCAACAGUCCAGCACCGCUAAGUCAGCCACCUGGACGUAUUCCACUGAACUGAAGAAACUCUACUGCCAAAUUGCCAAGACAUGCCCCAUCCAGAUCAAGGUGAUGACCCCACCUCCCCAGGGUGCUGUCAUCCGUGCCAUGCCUGUCUACAAGAAAGCUGAGCAUGUCACUGAGGUGGUGAAACGGUGCCCCAACCACGAGCUGAGCCGUGAAUUCAAUGAGGGACAGAUCGCCCCUCCCAGUCAUUUGAUUCGAGUGGAAGGGAACAGCCAUGCCCAAUACGUAGAAGACCCCAUUACAGGAAGACAGAGUGUGCUGGUACCUUAUGAGCCACCCCAGGUUGGCACUGAAUUCACCACAGUCUUGUACAAUUUCAUGUGUAACAGCAGUUGUGUUGGAGGGAUGAACCGCCGUCCAAUUUUAAUCAUUGUUACUCUGGAAACCAGAGAUGGGCAAGUCCUGGGCCGACGCUGCUUUGAGGCCCGGAUCUGCGCUUGCCCAGGGAGAGACAGGAAGGCCGAUGAAGACAGCAUCAGAAAGCAGCAGGUCUCGGACAGCACAAAGAACGGUGAUGGUACGAAGCGCCCGUUUCGUCAGAACACACAUGGCAUCCAGAUGACAUCCAUCAAGAAACGAAGAUCCCCAGAUGAUGAACUGUUAUACUUACCAGUGAGGGGCCGUGAGACAUACGAAAUGCUGUUGAAGAUCAAAGAAUCUCUGGAGCUCAUGCAGUACCUUCCUCAGCACACAAUUGAAACAUACAGGCAGCAGCAGCAGCAGCAGCACCAGCAUUUACUUCAGAAACAGACCUCGAUGCAGUCUCAGACCUCAUACGGUAACAGCUCCCCGCCUCUGAACAAAAUGAACAGCAUGAACAAGCUGCCUUCCGUGAGCCAGCUUAUCAACCCUCAGCAGCGCAACGCCCUCACUCCCACCACCAUUCCUGACAGCAUGGGAGCCAACAUUCCUAUGAUGGGCACCCACAUGCCAAUGGCUGGAGACAUGAAUGGACUCAGCCCCACCCAAGCCCUCCCUCCCCCACUCUCCAUGCCAUCCACAUCCCACUGCACCCCCCCACCUCCGUACCCCACAGAUUGCAGCCUUGUCAGUUUCUUAGCGAGGUUGGGCUGUUCAUCAUGUCUGGACUAUUUCACGACCCAGGGGCUGACCACCAUCUAUCAGAUUGAGCAUUACUCCAUGGAUGAUUUGGCAAGCCUAAAAAUCCCUGAGCAAUUCCGGCAUGCGAUCUGGAAAGGCAUCCUGGACCACCGGCAGCUCCAUGACUUCUCCUCCCCGCCCCACCUCCUGCGCACCCCAAGUGGUACUUCAACAGUCAGUGUGGGCUCCAGUGAGACCCGGGGUGAGCGUGUUAUUGAUGCUGUGCGCUUUACCCUCCGCCAGACCAUCUCCUUCCCACCCAGGGAUGAGUGGAAUGAUUUCAACUUUGACAUGGAUGCUCGUCGCAACAAGCAACAGCGUAUCAAGGAGGAGGGGGAGUGAGCACUGCUGUGUGAUCUCUUUCCAUAGUCUUGCCAUCUGCCCACCCCCUACAAGGCCCUACAGCUUGACCUUCAAAGCAUUUUCUCUAUAAUCCUCUUCUCAGUCUGGUUUCUUAAGGAAAGGAGAAGGAAGAGGCUGAUAUGAUUCUGGCUUUGAAGUCUGAUUCUGAUUCUGGCUUUAAGCCUUCAAGUCUAUUGCUUGUAAGAGUAAAGUUGCUAUGGCUAGGAAGUGAGUAAAAAAGCAGUUAGUGUCUUCUUAAGCUGCAGAGAUCUCUCAUUGACUUUUAUAAAGCAUUUUUACUUUUAUAGUCUAAGACUAUAUAUUUAAAUAUAUAAAUAUACAGUAUAUAUUUUUGAGUGGGGGGCAUUGAGUAUUGUUUAAAAUGUAAUUUAAAGGAAAGGAAAUCAAGUUGCACUUAACAACUUUUUUUUUAAUUUACUUGUUUUGAAUGGCUUAUGUAUACAUACCCCUUCUCUCAAGGUAUAGCAUGUAUGGUAAUACCUAUUUAGAGCUUGUGCCACAUGUGAGUGACAUUUAUGUAUAUGUCCUUCAGUUCUUUUGAUGCUAAACAAAUGCCAUGUCAAACCUUUGGGUAGAUCAAGUUGUACUUAUCAUUACUUAUUAUGUAGGUGAGACUGUAUACAUAUGUGCAUGAUUCCCUAUGUUGGUAUAUUUUAUGUUACUGAUAUCCCUACUAGUAAUGGUUAUUCACUCUGGAGUUAUUUAAUCCAAUUACAAGAAAAAGUUUAUAUUCGCAUUAUCACACACCACAGGGAGGAAAUAUCCUCUCUUUCUUGGAAUUUGGGUGUGACUAAAACUCAAAAGGGCCAAGGCAGGCAUUUCAAAAACACCUGGUAUCAUUUUCCUGGAUAUAUCAAUAAUUCCCUCAAGUUUAAAACCAGACAUGUAAUCUCUUAGUAUUUCCUGGGAAAACAUUUGUGGCCAUUAUAAGAGCCUUAAACUGAAAUGUAUGACUAGAUUGGCUAACUCAAUUACACAUUUGCUACCCUGGAUAGAAUUAAGGUUGAGUUGAUUGGGAUACAUGCCAUCUAUGUAGUUCUUACAGUGAAGGCAUAAUGUCUAUUAAGAAGAAUAUCCAGGAAAAGCAGAUAUAUAUAGAAAUAAUGAAGCUCCACUAAACAAACAGCAAGAGAUCCCAGUGAGCCAUGAAUUGAAAUUGGAAGACCUCUUGAAAUAGAGAUAAUAUUACUUCAUAAAUGUUUUUUGUAAAGCCCUCCUAUUUUAUAAAGUGCUGCACGUAGAGGCUUGUUUAUCUUUCUCUCUUCAAGGUUGAAAACAGGAGUAGUGAUUUGGAAAACAUAUAAUUAUGAGGUUAUUUUUCUUCUGUGGCAUCAGUUAGAUCACUAUGUCACUUUUCGUUUUUGAUCAAUGAGAGUUUCACUUUGUUGGAAAGUAACUGUGAGAACCCACUUCCCCAUUCACUCUCUUCUGGACUGUGCAUAGACAUAAAAAUGUCCGUACAGUCCCAGGGAUAAGCCUUCCAUGGAAGGAGCUGUUGCUUGAACCACAUAAACAAAGACUUGUCUUCAAAGCUUAAAAAACAUGGCAAUAUUCCACUAAAUAUUUCAGAAGCAUAUUUUGUAGUAAAUACUUUUUUCACACUUUACAACAAAUGUUUUGUAUAUAUGCUAAUGAGCUCUCAAACGCUCUUCUAUUUUCUAGUAAAGGGCUCUCAUUGUCUAUAACCUUCCAUUUUUAUUUUAAAGUGCAAAAGGGCUAAUAUGGCUCUAAAAUAUGAUGUAUGAGUGUCAUCUGAAAGUGUAUAUAUGUUUUGAGUGUGAAAUUGCAUAUUUUGUGUUUGCUAUUUUUUUCUUUUUGGGUUAGUGGGUUUUUCAGAACCACAGUUGAAACAUUUUAUUAUUAUUAUUAUUAUUGUUAUUAUUAUUGUUUUUAUAUUUUCAUUGAAACACCAAUUAGUAAAACUAAGAGAUCAAAUUAAAGAAAAUGUCAUAACUGUAAGAUGGGGGGAGGGAAAGUUGUUAUGUUUUUUAUUAUUUUUAUUUUGUAUGUUAAAGAGAGUGAGUCCUGGAUUUCAAAGUUUCAUUGUGCUUCAGUGGUAAUAAGCACUGUUAACUUGUGGAACAAGCAGGCAGCUUUGAAAACUUAUUGAGGGGAAGAGUGAAAGCUGUGCCUUAGCAAAGCUAAGAGGACAAAUGGCUUCCUCUAUUGUCCUGAGUGUUUGAAUAAAUUUAAGGGCUUCUUUGGACCUAUUUCAGCACUAUUUUGAUGGCACUAGGGACUCAGAAAUUCAUGUACUGUAUCUCAUGGGUUUGGCAUUAGCUGAGCCUAGGUGCAACUACUGGCCUAACCUCCUGGUGGAAACUCCCACUCUUUGAGUAUAUGAGUAGCUAGGAGAGUGGGGUGAUAGAAUAUAGAGAGCAGAUGAAUAGGAGUGUGCUUAAUGAAGUUCUUGUGGCCUCAGCUCAAUGCAGUUAGCUGAAGAAUGGACAGGUUUUUGUUUGGAGGUGAUUAGAGACACAAAUGGAGAACAGAACUUUCUUCAUUAAAUCCAUUAACAUUUGUCUGUUGAUAUUCCCCUAAAAUGCUAUAUGUGGGAUGUUGAAUGUUAAGGGUUCUGUUUUUUUUAUUAUUUUUAUAAUUGUACAAAGAUUAGUAAAUGGUAUAUGUUUUAUGUACCUUAUUAAUGUUUUUUGAAAAAUAAUUUCUUAUAUAUGUGAUAUCUUUUUUUUAAAGCUUCAGUUGCUUAACUUUUGGUAUUUUGUAUCAUGGGCCAUUAGUGAGCCAGAGGCAAAUCUAUAAGUCACUUAUGUUUACCAAGACAUGCAAUAAAAUUUAAAAAUAAAUAAAAAUGCAUUAAGAAAUGG